This is a messenger RNA of Dreissena polymorpha, 1717 nucleotides long. RefSeq names its product leukocyte tyrosine kinase receptor-like. Gene Ontology annotation, molecular function: ATP binding; transmembrane receptor protein tyrosine kinase activity. The record is from RefSeq and is a predicted model, not a curated record. The coding region runs from base 28 to 546 and encodes 172 amino acids. Gene Ontology annotation, biological process: positive regulation of kinase activity; protein phosphorylation; cell surface receptor protein tyrosine kinase signaling pathway. The transcript has 4 exons. Gene Ontology annotation, cellular component: signaling receptor complex. NCBI's taxonomy places the organism in Eukaryota, Metazoa, Mollusca, Bivalvia, Myida, Dreissenidae.
GACUACUAUCGAAAAAGUGGAAAGACAAUGCUUCCGAUAAAAUGGAUGCCUCCCGAGGCGUUUCUGGAUGGCGUUUUCACCACAAAAACGGAUGUUUGGUCAUUCGGUGUUUUGCUGUGGGAGAUGUUUACGUUGGGAUACAUGCCAUAUCCUGGGCAGACGAACAGUGAUGUCAUGCAAUUUGUGUCGUCUGGUGGCCGCCUGGAUCCGCCAGAGAAAUGCCCAGCUCGACUAAACAAGAUCAUGAUUCUCUGUUGGAACUCUAUAGCCGAUAUUCGACCGACGUUUUCAGAAAUAAUUGAGCUUUUGGAUAUGUGCCUUCAGGAUGACGAGGUGCUGAACGCUCCCGUGGGACUCUGUCACUUUGCAAUGGCGGAAAGUUUCAAGGACGCUUCAACGUUGGCCAAGUCAUCAUCAUACGACGCAGACAAUCAAGAGAUCGAUACUACGCUUCAUUCCCCGUCCCCGUCAUCCGCAGCUGAGUUCAGGCCUCAAUUCGAGUCACAAAGUCGAGAACCGUUGUUAAUGGCUUCUCAAGACCAGUAGGGUGUCCGUAACAGUAUUCAUACACAAAAUUGGAACUUGAUUUGUGAGUACUGAUGUUCACAUAAUACGGUAUUGAGAUAUUCACUGACAAUUCGUGAUAUCCAGUGUAAGCAGUAUUAAUGCUGGUGAUUUGGAUUCUUAAUCUACAUGAAAAUACAAUGGUGCGAAUGAGCUUAAUUGACUCAUUGACUACACUGUGAUUUAAAAAAACAACAGUUUUGCUUGUAAACGCAAUUUAUCUUUAUCAUUCCGUAACUGUAACGUUAUCAUGCAGAAAUACGAAACGGAUCGCACAUUUGCUUUUUUUUUUAAUGUGACCUAAUAAAUAUAAACACACUCAUGUCUUGCAAGAUGUGCCACUCAUUUAGAGUAAAGGUUUUAGCUAUCCCAGCACCUUCGCAUGACAUGCUCUAGAAAACAGCCUUGGACGUUAGGAGAACCACCACUAUUUGGAAGCAACUGGAGUAAAUAUGAGACAGCGUAAGAUAGGAUGAGAAAACAAUUAUGUUUAUAUGAGUAUUCACUGAUUGCAAUUAAAUUAUGAAAGAAUCACUUCAAGUAUUGUGCAUGGUAUGCUGAGACGAUUUGCAAAGUGCUGAUCAGUGCUCUUUCAAGCGCUUUGCCAUGUUUAUAUUUAAAUUGCAUAUAUUUGUCAGCAGUGUUUGUAGAAAAGGACAAACGCGUUUAAAGCUUCAAAUAUAUUGUGUGCAAUGUGGGUCAUAUCCACGAAUUAAUUUCUUCAAGACGAAGUAUUGUUGUUGCUUUUGUCAAACGAAUUUGCUCAACAUGCGUGUGCCAUACACAAUAGGGGUGUGUUACUUGUUUAACAUUCCUAGUGUAUGAUAUCAUAAAGCAUGACAUGUGUUUUAUAUUAUUAUUUUCAAGAAUAUAUUUAUUUUUCGUUGAUUAAUACGCAUCAUUGGUGAUAAUAGAUACAAUACUUGUAUUAUUUGUUAGUAUAAAUUAAUACAAAUGGCUACCACAUUGCACGUGACAAUGUUACGUUAACAUAGUAAUUUAUAUACUAUUUAAUCUACACAAAUUAUUGUCUCUUGUCUCUCUAUCAUGCUCAGUAUUCUUUUACUCCCAAUAUUAUCCAUUAGUAGUAUUAUUCAGUGUGCUAUUUUUGCUGUAUUUUAACAUUUGUCAGUUUGAAUAUUCUUAAAGGAAA